CCGAGCCACCUUUCCCCCUUCCCUUCCCUGCCCCCUUCCCUGCCCUGCUACCCUCCCUUCCCUGCCCUGCUACCCUCCCUUCCCUGUAGGCCCUUGGGUGUGGUCUCCCCGGUCCUGAUCCUUCCCCUACCCCACCCCCACCCCCAGGACCCUGGCGCCCCAGCCGCAGGUGCUGCGUCCCCGGGAGCCACGAUGUGCGUCCUCUCAGAACCUGUGGGCCUCCCUACCCUCACUGCCCUCCGUUUCCUCCAUGCAGGCCCCCACAUCCCUCAGAAUGACGUUGGACGUGGGGCCGGAGGAUGAGCUUCCCGACUGGGCUGCAGCCAAAGAGUUUUACCAGAAGUACGACCCUAAGGACGUCAUUGGCAGAGGAGUGAGCUCUGUGGUCCGCCGCUGUGUCCAUCGAGCUACUGGUGAUGAGUUUGCAGUGAAGAUCAUGGAGGUGACAGCUGAGCGGCUGAGUUCUGAGCAGCUGGAGGAGGUGCGGGAAGCCACACAACGAGAGAUGCAGAUCCUUCGCCAGGUCGCUGGCCACCCCCAUAUCAUCACUCUCAUCGAUUCCUACGAGUCUUCUAGCUUCAUGUUCCUGGUGUUUGACCUGAUGCGGAAAGGAGAGCUGUUUGACUAUCUCACAGAGAAGGUGGCCCUCUCAGAAAAGGAAACCAGGUCCAUCAUGAGGUCUCUGCUGGAAGCAGUGAGCUUUCUCCAUGCCAACAACAUUGUACACCGAGACCUGAAGCCUGAGAAUAUUCUCCUAGACGACAAUAUGCAGAUCCGCCUUUCAGAUUUUGGGUUCUCCUGCCAUUUGGAACCGGGUGAAAAGCUUCGAGAGUUGUGUGGGACUCCAGGGUAUCUAGCACCAGAGAUCCUUAAGUGCUCCAUGGAUGAAACCCACCCAGGCUAUGGCAAGGAAGUUGACCUCUGGGCCUGUGGGGUGAUCUUGUUCACACUUCUGGCUGGAUCACCACCGUUUUGGCACCGGCGCCAAAUCCUGAUGCUACGCAUGAUCAUGGAAGGCCAAUACCAGUUUAAUUCACCCGAGUGGGAUGAUCGUUCUAACACCGUCAAAGAUCUGAUCUCAAAGCUGCUGCAGGUGGACCCUGAGGAACGCUUGACAGCUGAGCAAGCUCUGCAACACCCCUUCUUUGAGCGCUGUGAAGGUAGCCAAUCCUGGAACCUCACACCUCGACAGAAGUUCCGGGUGGCAGUGUGGACAAUACUGGCUGCUGGACGAGUGGCAUUAAGCACUCACCGUUUACGGCCACUGACCAAGAAUGCACUGUUGAGAGACCCCUAUGCACUGAGGCCAGUACGGCGCUUAAUUGAUAACUGUGCCUUCCGGCUCUAUGGACAUUGGGUGAAGAAAGGUGAACAGCAGAACCGGGCAGCUCUCUUCCAGCACCAGCCUCCUAGGCCUUUCCCCAUUGUGGCCACUGAAGAAGAAGGGGACUCCAACGCUAUCACAGAGGAUGAGGUUGCACUGGUGCUGGGCUAGGACCUCAUCCUUGGCAAGCCAGAAAGCAGGACUCUCCAAGAGGAGAUUUUUUUUUUUUUUU
This is a messenger RNA of Phodopus roborovskii (desert hamster), 1556 nucleotides long. It is a transcript of the gene Phkg2, whose product is annotated as phosphorylase kinase catalytic subunit gamma 2. Gene Ontology annotation, molecular function: calmodulin binding; phosphorylase kinase activity; ATP binding. Gene Ontology annotation, cellular component: phosphorylase kinase complex. Bases 251 to 1495 code for a protein of 414 amino acids. Lineage: Eukaryota; Metazoa; Chordata; Mammalia; Rodentia; Cricetidae. The transcript has 9 exons. Gene Ontology annotation, biological process: glycogen biosynthetic process; protein phosphorylation. The record is from RefSeq and is a predicted model, not a curated record.